Messenger RNA from Canis lupus familiaris (dog), 1547 nucleotides. It is a transcript of the gene B4GALT4, whose product is annotated as beta-1,4-galactosyltransferase 4. Gene Ontology annotation, molecular function: glycosyltransferase activity. Gene Ontology annotation, biological process: carbohydrate metabolic process. The record is from RefSeq and is marked provisional. NCBI's taxonomy places the organism in Eukaryota, Metazoa, Chordata, Mammalia, Carnivora, Canidae.
CCGGGUCUCGGCCUCAGCUGCUGCGGGAGGUGCUCGCGGCGCCGGGGCCUGCGAGACUGAUGGAGCAGAGCUACUGAGCAGAAGCAGGCAUCCUUAGUUGUCGCCAGGUUUGCCUUUGGAUUGGAGAAGUUGCACUUGAGGCUUCCUGCCUGCGGUGAAGUGGAGGGAUACGUGCUGCUCACGGAAUAACAGCCAUGGGCUUCCUGGUGACCUUCCACCUUUCCUACAAAGUCCGAUUACUGUUGCUUUUUCUCUUAUGCCUGACAGUGGUUGGGUGGGCCACCAGCAACUACUUUGUGGGUGCUAUUCAAGAGAUCCCUAAAGCACAGGAUUUCAUGGCUAAUUUCAACAAGGUCCUCGUUUGGGGGAAGGAGAAAACUAUGACUAAUGAAGAAUCCAGGAAAGAAGCAGACCUGGACAGCUGCCCUUCUGUGUCUCCGUAUCUCAGGGGCCAGAACAAGCUCAUCUUCAAACCAGAUCUCACCCUGGAAGAAGUGGCGGCGAAAAAUCCCCAAGUGCACAGAGGUCGCUAUCACCCUGAGGAAUGUAAGGCUUUGCAGCGGGUUGCCAUCCUCAUUCCUCACCGGAACAGAGAGAGACACCUGAUGUACCUGCUAGAGCACCUUCACCCCUUCUUGCAGAGGCAGCAGCUGGACUAUGGCAUCUACAUCAUCCAUCAGGCUGGAACUAAGAAGUUUAAUCGAGCCAAACUCUUGAAUGUGGGCUAUCUAGAAGCUCUCAAGGAUGAAAAUUGGGACUGCUUUAUAUUCCACGAUGUGGACCUGGUGCCCGAGAACGACUUGAACCUCUAUAAGUGUGAGGAGCAGCCCAAGCAUCUGGUGGUUGGCAGGAACAGCACCGGGUACAGGUUACGUUACAGCGGAUAUUUUGGGGGUGUCACUGCCCUCAGCAGAGAGCAAUUUUUCAAGGUGAAUGGAUUCUCUAACAACUACUGGGGAUGGGGAGGCGAAGACGAUGACCUCAGACUCAGGGUUGAGCUUCAUAGAAUGAAAAUAAUCCGGCCAAUGCCUGAAGUGGGUAAAUACACAAUGAUUUUCCAUACCAGAGACCGAGGCAAUGAGGUGAAUAUAGAACGGAUGAAGCUCUUACAUCAGGUGUCACGAGUCUGGAGAACGGAUGGGUUGACCAGCUGUAUCUAUAAAUUACUCUCUGUGGAUUAUAAUCCUUUGUAUACCAACAUCACAGUGGAUUUCUGGUCUGGCGCAUGACCCUGGAUCUUCUGGUGACAUUUCGGAAGAACUGAUUAUUUUACCGCAAUAACUUUGGACUAGAGACUUUCCUUUGUAGUAUACAUUAAGAACUGGUUGCAGCUAAUUAUGGAUCUGGAUUUCUCCUUUUUGUAUUUUCUUAGCAGAGCCCCAAGUAAUACAGAAUGUAAAACAGUUGUAGGAAGACCACUUUCUUGGUCGUGUUCUGCUCCUGAGGGUUGUUAUUAAAGACUGUGGUACACAUACUCGAGGGGCUGAGUAUGAAAGGACUACUCCAGGGAUAACAUGAAGGCUACGUGAAAAACGUGGAUUGAAGGA